Molecule: messenger RNA, 1001 nt
Organism: Ostrea edulis (European flat oyster)
Lineage: Eukaryota; Metazoa; Mollusca; Bivalvia; Ostreida; Ostreidae
Exons: 5
Coding region: 104-472 (122 amino acids)
Source: RefSeq, a predicted model, not a curated record
CAAGACUAUUGCGAAAUUACUGAAAUACAAGCUAUUUAUAAGAAGGUGAGGUGUCAAAAAUCAAACACACUAUAUCCAUUCAAGAGGAACAAAAGAAAAGAAAAUGCCCAGAUUUUCCAUCACUACUACUCUAGCGUGUCUGGCGUCAGUCUGUCUAUGCCUGCAAGGUGCAAAUGCACAGGAUUGUGCAACUCCCAAACUACAGACCUGCGCUACAAACUUCGCGGCAGCGGCAGCUGCAGCGGGUCAGGAUAAAACAAAAAUAUGCAGUGCCGCCAAUUCCUAUUUGGAUUGCGUGAAUAAAGUUGUUACUGACUGCAAACUGGACCCCAAUAGUAGUUCCAUUAUAAACCAGGCAAUCACCACUGCCAAACAGGAAUUGGCUCAAGCCGGAUGCGGAAAUGGUGCCAGUGGAUCGGUUUACAGUGUCGUCGCCAUCGUUCUAGGAGUUUUCCUUCACAGGCUGUUUUAGAAAUAAUCACAACUUCGAGCGUUUUAAUGAACAAGUUUGUACUGAGUUUUACAGUGUGUUUCACUUUUUUAUAUAUAAAAAAAUAUUAUUGGUCGCAUGCUUCUAUGUUUAAACUGGUACAAUUGAUGUCAAUUCAUAAUAGAAAACAAAUCUGUAAUCUGGGUAAAUUUUUAAAAGGUGCUUUACUCUUACGAUCUAGCCAAACUAUCGUCUAAUGUAUAUGCUGGUUUUUGUUGGUUUCUUUUUUAUGUAAACUUGUCUUAUAACUCUCUUCAUGUAUGUCCAUCCUCUAAUAUUCACUCCACUUUUCAUACUGUAUACAUCUUUUUUGUUUAUACUUUGUAAUUGAAUAUGUAUUAUGCUGAUGAGCCGUAAGGCUUAAAGCCAAUAAACAAUACAAUACAAUACUUAAGUAAUUGUCUUUUUUCUCAAUUCGAACGUGUAGUAUACGAACUGCAAGAUCGAACAUAGUGACCAGCGAUUUAUACAUAUUUUUUGUAUUCAUAAAUAUAUAUUUAUAUACAAUUAU